AUGGAUUCAUCACAAUUUCGAGAAGCAGCACACAGUGCCAUUGAUGAGAUCAUUCAGUACUACGACACUGUAGCCGAAAGGCCAGUACUCCCAAACGUAUCACCAGGUUACCUACGACCCCUCCUUCCUUCGGGUCCACCAGAAGAAGGCGAGCCAUGGAGCGCCAUUCAAGCCGAUAUUGACAAGAUCAUUAUGCCGGGCCUUACCCACUGGCAAUCACCUAAGUUUAUGGCUUUCUUCCCGUGCAAUUCGUCCUACCCCGGCAUGCUGGGCGAAAUGUACUCGGGUGCUUUCAACGCCGCAGCCUUCAAUUGGAUUUGCUCGCCUGCGGUCACGGAAUUGGAGACCGUAGUCAUGGACUGGAUUGCCAAGUUGCUUGCCUUACCCAAUUGCUUCCAAAGUGCGGGUGAGGGCGGCGGUGUUAUACAGGGCACAGCGAGCGAAGUGGUGCUCACUGCGCUUGUAGCAGCAAGAGAAAGGCUCAUCAGAAGAAAACUGGGCGACAUGCCGGAGGGAGACGACAGGAUGGACAAAGCUGCAGAUCUUCGAGGGAAAAUGGUAGCCCUAGGCUCAGAACACGCACACUCCUCCACACAGAAAGCCGCCGUCAUUGCUGGCACACGCUUCCGCACCGUCCCCGCGCCCCGCUCCACAAACUUCAGCGUCUCAGGCAAAGCCCUCCGAAAGACCAUCGAAGAGCUCAAAGAAAAGGGUCUAGAGCCGUUCUACUUCACAGCUACCAUCGGCAGCACCGGAGCCUGCGCAGUCGAUGAUCUCGAAGGAAUCGCCGAAGUAGCACGCGAGUACCCCGACCUCUGGAUCCACGUCGACGCCGCGUACGCAGGCUCCGCGCUCAUCUGCCCAGAAUACCAGCAUCUCUGCCCACCCAUUGCAAACUUCGACUCCUUCAACUUCAACCUGCACAAGUGGCUGCUUACCAACUUCGACUGCAGCGCCUUCUUCAUCAAGCGCCGCAAAGACCUCAUCGACACGUACAGCAUCACGCCAUCAUACCUGCGCAAUGAGUUCACCGAGAGCGGACUCGUGACGGAUUACCGCGACUGGCAGAUUCCGCUCGGCCGCCGCUUCAGGAGCUUGAAGGUGUGGUUCGUGCUGAGAACGUAUGGUGUAAACGGGCUGCGCAAGUUCAUCCGCGGACAUGUCAAGUUGGGAGAGUACUUCCAAGGCCUGCUUGAGACGCGCCCCGAUGUCUUCUCCGUGAUCACGCCUGCUGCAUUCGGCCUUACUACGUUCCAGAUCAAUCCUAGCAAACCUAACGCGCCGUCGUCUCCGGCGACGAAGUCAAACCCUGCGCAUGAGGCGUACCUGAAUGAUUUUACGAAUGAUGCGGAGGCGCAGUAUAGAGAAGAUGCAAAUCGCGUUACGAAAGAGGUGUAUGAGAGGGUGAAUGCGGGUGGGGAGUUUUUCCUGACGGGUACGGUGGUGUGUGGACUGUAUGUCAUUCGGGUGGUUAGUGCGGUGGAGAGGUCGGAGGAAAAGUAUAUGAAGAGGGUGUUCGAGGUGCUGGUCGAGACUGCGGAUGAGGUUGUCAAGGGGAAGGAGAAAUCGUAA
Didymosphaeria variabile is the source of this 1572-nucleotide messenger RNA. RefSeq lists its product as uncharacterized. The coding region runs from base 1 to 1572 and encodes 523 amino acids. The transcript is spliced from 2 exons. The record is from RefSeq and is a predicted model, not a curated record. NCBI's taxonomy places the organism in Eukaryota, Fungi, Ascomycota, Dothideomycetes, Pleosporales, Didymosphaeriaceae. Gene Ontology annotation, biological process: amino acid metabolic process. Gene Ontology annotation, molecular function: pyridoxal phosphate binding; carboxy-lyase activity.